AUGAGCCGGGCCACAAAGGCUGGACUGGUGGUAUGUGGAGUGAUCUGUGCCUUCAUCUUUCUUUAUUUAAGGAACUCAACUCCCGAACAGUCUGGGGAGCUCACCUACCCAGCAGUGGUAGAAUGCGGCUUUUAUCCAGAUGAGCUGUGUUCAGCUUUAUUUGAAGGGAAAGGGGCAGCCCCCCAAAUUGCACAAUUCUGCAAACCCCCUCCCAGUUCUGAAAUACUUGCUCAAUUGCACACACCAGGAAACUGCUCCAGGACGGCCCAGGGGCUGCACUUCAUAACCAGACCCCUGUCUGCAGAGGAGGGGAAUUUCUCUCUGGCGUACAUUGUAAGCGUUCAUAAGGAGCUGGCCAUGUUUGUACAGCUUCUCAGAGCCAUUUAUGCACCUCAGAACGUCUACUGCAUCCACAUUGAUGAAAAGGCCGCAAAGAAGCUUAAGACCACCAUGCAAAACCUGGUGAACUGCUUUGAGAACAUCUUUAUUUCAUCAAGGAGACAGAAGGUGGCUUAUGACGGCCUUAAGAAACUUCAGGCGGAAAUUAACUGCUUGCAAGAUCUAGUGCAUUCCAAGUUUCAGUGGAACUACGUCAUGAAUCUUUGUGAACAGGAUUUUCCAAUUAAAACCAACAAAGAAAUCAUACACUACCUCAGAAGUAAAUGGAGAGACAAAAACAUCACUCCUGGAGUGAUCCCACCCUCAAGCCCUAAACUCAAGAUGGGUCCAAGUCCCCUUAAGCCCAGCCCUGGAGAAAAUACCUACAUACCCACAAAUAAAAAGUUCAAACAAAAACCACCUCACAACCUCACAAUUUACUUUGGAAGUGCUUACUAUGUCCUUACGAGAAAGUUUGCAGAGUUCAUCCUGACUGAUCCUCGUGCCAAGGACAUGCUUCGGUGGUCCAAAGAUGUCCCCACCCCAGAGCAGCUCUACUGGGUGACCCUGAACCGACUGAAAGAUGCUCCGGGUGCCACACCAAAUGCUGGCUGGGAGGGACAUGUUCAAGCCAUUAAAUGGAGAAUGGAGGAAGGAGAAGUUCACAGUGGGUGCAAAGGCCACUAUGCCCAAGACACUUGUGUUUACGGCCUGAGGGACCUGCCAUGGCUCAGUCAAUCACCAGCUCUGUUUGCCAAGUUUGAACCAUCCGCAGACCCACUGGUGAUGGUCUGCCUAGAGAGGCGGCACAGACUUACUGCACUUCGGCAGGCAGAGGUCCCCGCAGAGCCACACUGGCAGUUCCCACGGGAAAGCCAUUUCAAGCCCCACCAUUAG
Nannospalax galili (Upper Galilee mountains blind mole rat) is the source of this 1275-nucleotide messenger RNA. It is a transcript of the gene Gcnt7, whose product is annotated as glucosaminyl (N-acetyl) transferase family member 7. Bases 1 to 1275 code for a protein of 424 amino acids. The record is from RefSeq and is a predicted model, not a curated record. Gene Ontology annotation, cellular component: membrane. The transcript is spliced from 3 exons. Gene Ontology annotation, molecular function: acetylglucosaminyltransferase activity. NCBI's taxonomy places the organism in Eukaryota, Metazoa, Chordata, Mammalia, Rodentia, Spalacidae.